This is a messenger RNA of Cuscuta europaea, 2985 nucleotides long. The record is from the annotation of a GenBank genome assembly. Lineage: Eukaryota; Viridiplantae; Streptophyta; Magnoliopsida; Solanales; Convolvulaceae.
UGGGACCCAACCCUUUCUCACUAGAUUUUCUCUUCUCAAUAUCCACCAUUUUCUUCCCCAUCCUCCUCUCCCUCCCUUCCUUUUCACCUCUCUGUCUAUAUCUUUUUCUCUCUGUAUUAAUGUCACAUUACAAUAACACCCACCAAGCUCUAGAAAAAUCUUGAAGAAUGACAAAUAACAUCUUCAACCGCUUUUUUCAUCAUCAAUAUUAAUGCUGAUAAUAAUAAAGAUUACUCCUUGGGUUUAUGGGAAGUGCAGCUUUGAUGGACUGUGGAGUACAAAACCAGGUGCUAAUGUGGGCCCCGGAAUCUUUAGAAUCGGAUCUUUGAAUUAUCUGGGGGUGAAUGUUUGAUUGAUUUGCUGAAGCAGAUUCUUCAUGUGUUUAUAUAUUGUUCAUUUUUGUUUGCAUUUGGGAUAAAAGCUAAGAUCUGAGGAGUGGAUAUGCUGAGAAAAUUAGUUUUCUGGUCUUCCGAUUCUGAGUGAAGAUGUGAGUUUUCAGGUACAAUGUCGAAGAUGUCAAUUUUGAAGCUGUUGGUUUUUUGGUCCUUCUGCAUUGCCUCAGCAGCUGCUUAUAACGGCUUAGGUCGGUGCAAUUGUGAGUAUGAUGGUUUUUGGAGCGUUGAUAACAUUUUGGAGUGCCAAAAAGUUGGCGACUUUUUGAUCGCGGUGGCCUACUUCUCCAUCCCGAUCGAGCUCAUAUAUUUCAUUAGCUGCUCAAAUAUUCCUUUCAAAUUGGUUCUGUUUGAAUUCAUAGCCUUCAUUGUUCUUUGCGGGAUGACUCAUCUCCUAAAUGGGUGGACAUAUUAUGGGCAACACUCGUUCCAACUUAUGCUUGCCCUCACCAUUUUUAAAGUCCUCACCGCCAUGGUCUCAUUUGCGACAGCCAUAACCCUUAUAAGCCUCAUCCCGAUGCUUCUCAAGGUGAAGGUAAGAGAGUUUAUGCUUAAGAAGAAGGCGUGGGACCUCGGUCGGGAAGUCGGGAUUAUAAAGAGGCAAAGGGAAGCAGGGUGGCAUGUUAGGAUGCUCACCCAAGAGAUCCGCAAGUCACUCGACCGUCACACGAUUCUUUACACCACCUUGAUUGAGCUCUCAAAGACACUCGACUUACAUAACUGCGCCAUCUGGAUGCCUGACGAUGACCGUACUGAAAUGAACCUGACCCACGAGGUUAGGGACCGGAAAUUUUCUGAUGUUAACACUCUAAUGAUCCCUAUAGACGAUCCUGACGUGCAGGAGAUCAAGGGUAAUGAUGACGUGAAGCUUCUAGAACCCAAUUCGGCUCUCGCAGUAGCGAGUAGUGGGGUGGGUAGUUCCGAACUGGGAUGCGUGGCCGCAAUCCGGAUGCCAAUGCUUAGGGUCGCUAACUUCAAAGGUGGGACCCCCGAGCUCGUCCCUGCUUGUUAUGCCAUCCUCGUUUUAGUCCUUCCCUCAGGCGCAGGUCGGGCUUGGGGAAACCAGGAAGUAGAGAUAGUAAAGAUGGUUGCCAAUCAGGUCACGGUGGCUAUAUCCCACGCCGCAGUCCUCGAGGAGUCUCAGAACAUGAGAGAAAAAUUGGCAGAGCGAAACCGAGCAUUGCAACAGGCGCAAGAUGGCGCGUUGCGGGCCCACCAAGCGAGAAACGCGUUUCAGAUGGUCAUGAGCAAUGGGAUGAGAAGGCCGAUGCACUCGAUCUUAGGCCUCCUUUCCAUUUUGCAGGAUGAGGGGGAGUUAAUGGACGAGCAACGGCUACUUAUAAAUGCAAUGGUGAAAACUGGAAACGUCGUCUCAAACUUAAUAAACGACGUUAUGGAUAAUUCAACUGGAAAGGAUAAGAGAAGGUUCCCUCUUGAGACAAGGCCGUUUGAGCUACACUCCAUGAUCAAAGAGACCGCAUGUCUCGUUAAGUGUAUAUGUGUGUAUAAAGGUUUCGACUUUUCAAUUGACGUUGACAAAUCACUGCCUAAUCAUGUUAUGGGAGACGAGAGAAGGGCGUUUCAGGUGAUUUUGCAUAUGGUUGGGAAUCUGUUGAAGAGCAGCAGGGGUGGGUGCCUACUAUUUCGUGUGAGGCCUGAAAGGUCGAACUCAUCUAGUCAGAAUGUGUAUGUGCGGUAUGAUAUCGGGAUUCAUGGGAAUAAUUCUAAUCAAAGAUAUUAUGGUAAAAAUUUCGAGGAAGGGUUGAGCUUCAGUGUCUGCAAAAAACUAGUUCAGUUGAUGCAUGGAGAUAUAUGGGUAUACCCAAACCCGGUGGGUUUCGAUCAACUGAUGGCGGUUAUUCUUGGAUUUCAGCACCGGCCCUCCGUCGCCGGCGGCGGCGAAUAUUCGUCUUCUUCUCCCAGCCAGCACCAAAUUCACCCAAACCCGCUUCUCUUACGGGGACUGAACGUUCUGUUAGCCGACUAUGACGACGUUAACAGAGCCGUAACCCGCCGUCUUCUCGAGAAGCUGGGAUGCGUCGUCUCCUCCGUUUCCUCCGGUUACGAAUCUUUAGGCGCGCUGGGUCCCACCGCGUCCACGUUCCAAGUCGUGCUUUUGGAUCUUCACCUACCCGAUUUGGACGGGUUCGAAGUGGCGAUGAGGAUACGGAAGUACCGGAGCCGUCACCUGCCGUUAAUCAUCGCCCUGUCCUCGAGCGAUGACGCGGACAUCAGUGGACGGUGUUACCAGGCUGGCAUGAACGGCGUUAUCUGUAAACCGGUUCUUUUGCAGGAAAUUGCUGACCAACUCACUAAAGUUUUGUUAAAAGCGAGGACCCGAAUCAGGGAGUGAAAUGACUUUUCCACUUGAUUAAUCUUGUUACAAAAAUACUACGGACUAUAUAUAGUUUUAUGCCCUUCUCCAAAUCUUUUUCCAUAUUUAUCCCGAAAUAUAGUCAACUAACUUAUAAGCAAAUACUCGUAUACCUUUAAAAUAGUGUAACUCUAAUUUCUUCUCUAGCUUAAUCAAUUCUAUGCUACCUUUAAAUAAAUUCUGCAGUUAAAGUGUCUCACAUUGAAUAUAUAUACUUCC